GCUGUCAUGUAGCUGGCCUUGUUGCUGGUGUAUCGAGCCUGCAGACGGAUGGAGGAGAAUACUCAUAAUUCAUCAACACAAUAAAGUUUCGGAGCGGCGAGAAAACAACCCGGGAAAGGCAUCCGCCGGAAACGGCUCCGCCAGGUGUGCGUCAGUGCAGAUGGACAGAUGCUUUCGGAGUGACGCUGCCGGUGUCUGCUGCACAGAUGUUGCAGAUUGAAGAAGAGGUUCCCUGGAGCAUGAGUCUGGACCAGCAGGACCUCCUCCAUAUUAAGGAGGAACAGGAGGAACUGCUCAGUGGGCUGGAGGAGGCUGAUAUCAACAGGUUCUCAGUCAGUGCUAUUACUGUGAAGAGUGAAGAUGAUGAAGACAGACACCAGUUCUCACAGAUUUGUCAGAGCCCAGCUGAAGACAAAAGAGAGGCAGAGUGUCCAGCCGUGUCUUCUUUUGCUGCUGCUGAGGAGUCACAGCUUGCAGAUGUUCAGCAGAUCUUGGUGAUUAAAGAAGAGUUUCCUUGGAGCUCAAGUCUGGACCCAGACCUCCUCCACAUUAAGGAGGAACAGGAGGAAUGCUUACCUGGUCAUGAGGAAGAGCAGCUUCAUAGGCCAGAGGACGAUGAUAUCACCAGGUUCCCAUUCACUUCUGUUUCUGUAAAGAGUGAAAAUGAUGAAGAGAAACCUCAGCUCUCACAGCUUCAUCAGAGUCCAACUGAUGACAACAGAGAGGCAGACACUCUAACCAGCAGCUCACCUAAGCAGAUAAAAACAGAAACAUAUCGAGAGGAUUGUGAAGGAUCAGAACCAGCUCGGACCCCAUAUCUGAACAGUCAUUUACAACCGAGUACUGAUGGAAAGGUUUCAGACUCUUAUGAAACUGAAGUCAGUAUUGAUGAGGAGGAGGAGGACAAUGAUGAUGAUUGGCAGGAACAUUCAGAUUCUGAACUUGAAACAGAAGACAGUGACAGUGGCUGUAAAGAGAGCAACACUAAUGAGUCAGGUAUAAAAGGUGAUAUGACAAGUCAGGCAAUAGAAAGGUCUACCAACUGUCUGGUUAGUAAGAAAUUUUUUAGGGCGAAGCAGAAUGCAGAGUCAAAGAUGAUAGGCCUCACAGGAGAGAAACCAUUUGGUUGUGAUGUUUGUAAAAAAAGAUUUAGAGAUCUGUAUAAUUUUAAUAGACACAUGAGAGGUCACACGGGAGAGAAGCCAUUUAGCUGUGAUGUUUGCGAAAAAAAAUUUAGAGACCAGUAUUAUCUUAAGACACACAUGAGAAUCCACACAGGAGAGAAGCUUUUCACUUGCAGUGUUUGUGGUAAAAGAUUUACACAGAGUUUAAAUUUCAAGACACACAUGAGAAUCCACACAGGAGAGAAACCAUUUAGUUGUGAAUUCUGUGGUAAAAGAUUUAACCAAGAGGGAAAUCUGAAGAUGCACAAAAGACUGCACACAGGAGAGAAACCAUUUGGUUGUGAUUUUUGUGGCAAAAGAUUUCAUCAAGAGGGAAAUCUGAAGAUGCACAAAACACUCCAUACAGGAGAGAAACCGUUUGGUUGUGUGGUGUGUCAUAAAAGAUUUUCACAACUAGGUGAUCUAAAAAGACAUGAGACUGUGCAUGCAGGAGACAAACCAUUUAACUGUAGUAUUUGUGGUAUAAAUUUUACCCAGAAAAAGUAUUUUGAGAGGCACAUGAACAUUCAUUCAGGAGAGAGGCCAUUUGGUUGUGAUGUUUGUGGUAAAAGAUUUAACACUAAGAGAAAUCUCGAGAUGCAUACUAGAGUCCAUACAGGAGAGAAACCAUUUGGUUGUGAUGUUUGUAGUAAAAGAUUUUCACAGAUGGGGAUUUUAAGGCGACAUAUGAAAGUUCACACAGCAGAGAGACCAUUUGGUUGCGAUGUUUGCAGUAGAAGAUUUAACUGCAAGCGGAAUCUUGACACACACAUGAGAGUCCACACAGGAGAGAAACCAUUUGUUUGUGAUGUCUGCGGUAAUCAGUUUUCACAACUAGGAAUUUUGAAGAGACACAUGGUAGUUCACACAGGAGAGAAACCAUUUAGUUGUGAUGUUUGUAAUAAAAAAUAUUCACGAUUAGAGGAUCUAAAAAGGCACAAGAGUAUCCACACAUAAAAAAACGAAACAUGCAGCUGUGGUGUUUCUCCUGAAAGAUUUAACUGUAAAAAAAAAUUUCAAGAUACACUGGAGGAAAACUCUUUCACUGUGGUCUGCAGAGACACAUGAAAUCCCACCCUCUGACUGUGGUGAAAGAUUAACCCCUUAACACCGAACAUGUCAGCAUUGUCACAACGUGUUUCAAAUGUCCUGCCAUUUGCGGACUUCUGGCAACAAUUACCAUAAUAACCUUAUGUUGGCUGUGAAGCGCAAUGUCUCAGUUUUCAGAAACCAUUUGAAUUUUUCCAAUAGAACAAACCGUCGCAUGAUGCAAAAUAUGUGAUCAGAUGUUUUGGUGGUGAGACGCUCGGUGUUACAAGCUGUUAAAGGCAGGUAACAGGUGUAUCAGCAGCGAUGCCCCAGUGUUAAAGGGUUAAUGAAAGUAUUCUGUUGAUUAGGUGCAACAAUAACAACACAUUUACUUAUAUUAUGAAAUCACAAAAAAAUCUCUCUUUGCUUGAUUUUUUUAAUCCAAGAUUUUAACCUUGACCAAAUCUGUAUUUACUUUCAUGACACUUAUUAUGUUGUAUAAAUCAUAUAUCAUUUGCUACAUAUCUUAAAUAUGCAACAUUAUUUUGUAGUAAAACUGCAAUGGAACUGAUCUGGAAAUACAUAAAGUAUUUAUUUUCAGUGAUUUCUGACAUCAUGUUUAGGUGACCACAGUAGAAAGUUUUCCAGGGGCCAGAGCCUGCAUUAAAUUGGACUGGAAACCACUGGCUAUAGGUGUAAACAUGAAUAUACUAAGUGUACACACACUAGGCCUUUCGUAUUGUGUCUGGUCAUGUUUGGUCCCCCAAAUCCAGUUGGUUUGACUAAUGUAAUCACUGCACAGCUAAGUGUACCACUUUCAGAGGGCCUGGGCACAGUGCUCAUGUAAAGUGAUUGCUAACUAUGCCAAAACAUGGAACUCCAGAACUUUAACUAAUUAAAAAAUCUAUAAUCAAUGUGAGAGAACAUUGUCACGGCUUCUCAAAAUGGUCCCAUUUUUGCCACAAAAGCAUCUGUGGGUGUGAUAGAGAGAGCGUGCGAGUGCAAGAGAGCCAAGCUGAGAUGUUUAGAAUAACUGAAGUGUACUCAGACCUGGAUCGUAGUGUCAGCUCAGGCCAGUGGAAGAGUGAAGGACAUUUGUGUUCAGGAAAGGUACAAGGUGCACUGUAAGACUGUUACUGUCAGCAGUAAUAAUGCCAAAGUAACUUUAUUAACAUUAAAGUUAAUAUUGAAUCACUCUGUAACAGAACAAUGUGAGAUUUGCCUCACCUGAUCUCUCACUGGUGUGGGCACACCCAGUCACAUUUCAUUGUUCAAAUUGUAGAAAGCUGUGAGAUGUCCAGAAAAAAUUUACUUUAAUAAGUAGUUGGAAAAUUUUCUACCUGGUUUGGUUAGAAAAGCUGGCCCCUAUCACUUUGAUUUAAGCAGCUCUCAAUUUUAAAGAGAGAUGACAUAUUUUGGGUGAUCUUCACAAGGAGGAAUUAUAUCUUAAAUUUUACUAGAUGAACACUCAGUCUGUUUUGAAAUGUAAGAAUGUUUGGAGACACUUUGUGAAAACAAAAGCUGUGUAACAAGUGUACAGGAUUGAGAUGCACAGUGGAGCACAUUGAGGGGCUUUUUUUUCAGUUAUAUUAAGCACACAAAGUAAAAAUGUGAUGCAAAGUAAUCAUUGACUGCUUCAGAAAUGUAGAAAAGUGGCUUAAAAUGUGAAAUACAGAAAUAUGGUUGCAUGCUUUUGAAAGUAAACACGCAUCGAAUUGCUAACAUCUCUGCACUUAUAUUAUUCAAGUGAAGAUAUUAAUCAAGUCACAGCUAUAUAAACGCAUUAAAAGCUCUUGUAGCAGUAUGAGACAUGAUCAUUGUUGUAUGUCUACAUAUAUAAUUUGCUUACAUGUAAUAGUCUUCUUUGUUCUAUGUGUAACUGUCAUCUGACUUGUGUAUGCACGCUCUUGCAGUACACAGGAAUUUGCACCUGGAGCUGUGAAACAUAGACUGAGCUUUUAGGGAGACUGAGUAGAUUCUUCUGUGGUAUGUUUGAGUAAACCUUGUUUUGUCAUUGAUGAACUGCAGACAUUGUAUGCAUGUGAUAACCAAGCUUUAAACAGUGAGGGUUUCCCUUUCUUUGUUCUCAGACCUUAUUUGGUCUA
This is a messenger RNA of Archocentrus centrarchus (flier cichlid), 4297 nucleotides long. RefSeq names its product gastrula zinc finger protein XlCGF57.1-like. The transcript has 3 exons. The record is from RefSeq and is a predicted model, not a curated record. Gene Ontology annotation, biological process: regulation of transcription by RNA polymerase II. Lineage: Eukaryota; Metazoa; Chordata; Actinopteri; Cichliformes; Cichlidae. Bases 207 to 2120 code for a protein of 637 amino acids. Gene Ontology annotation, molecular function: DNA-binding transcription factor activity, RNA polymerase II-specific; RNA polymerase II cis-regulatory region sequence-specific DNA binding.